This is a messenger RNA of Gryllus bimaculatus (two-spotted cricket), 2656 nucleotides long. Lineage: Eukaryota; Metazoa; Arthropoda; Insecta; Orthoptera; Gryllidae. The record is from the annotation of a GenBank genome assembly.
GUGAGGUGUUGGAGGAGGACGUACAAGGAACAAGGACAGGUACUUCAUCGCUGUUCCGGUAGUGUACUAUAAAGGUUAUAUUUGGUUGUUUUACCUGUAUUAACGUUAUGGUUAAACAACCCAAUAGAGUCAGUUUCCUGAGAUCAGAUUCCCUCAGAAGGACGUGAUUCAUCUACAUUUUGGGGGGAGGGGGGGUGCAUAACAUCUGACGGAUUUUUCUCCUUGUUCAUCGUUAUUUUUGGCGUAUGCGUCUGUUCAUUGCCUAAUGUAUUGGAAAGAAAUUUUGUAGCACCCAUGGUAUGAAAAAUCGGUGAUGCCUUAAAACAGUACGACGUUGUAUUCAGUACAACAUUAAAGCUUUCAUAAGUGAAUGACAACAACCCAUAGUUAAUUGUAGAACACGAAUGGUCUUUCUAUACGCAGAGACGACACUGCAGUGACUUGCGACUUGCAUUGAAUAUGCUUCUCAUCUAAAGUGCCUCAAAAGCCUGUGACACCAUCUAUUUAUACUUCUAAAUUACCUCCUCGGACAAAUAUUGAUCAGAGAACCAUUGAACAACUAGAAAGAAUUUCAUUAGUAGAUUUUGCAAAUGAAAGAGGCAUAGAGAGAUUGGAAGAAGCUAUUGCUUUUGCAGAUCAAAUAUGUGCCGUUGAUACCACAGGUGUUGAGCCUAUGACCUCAGUUUUGGAAAACAGAUGUCUCUACCUUCGAGAAGAUGAAGUAACUGAAGGUAACUGUCGUUCAGAAAUACUGGCUAAUGCCUCAGUUACUGAGGAAGAAUAUUUUGUUUCACCUCCUGGAAAUAUUCCACUGGAACCCAAAACAAGUGCUUUGCGAAACAAGUAGUUCAACAUGUUGCAGCGUAUAGAAAAGAUAUUAGGAAUUUGUGACAGACACUUUUUUGCAAGAUUCUCUGUGAACAAAUCGCUUAGGCAUUUAAAACUUGGACCUCCUGGAGAACUUCUUCGCAACAAUAUUUACCAAGAACGGGUAUUAACUGAUCUUAUCAGAACAGAGAAUGUAUUUCCAUACAAUUUUACUGGAUCUUUAUCGGGAAAUAUUAGUGAACUAAUUGAACCAUUCACUCAUGCAAAACUAUGUACUUCUGACCAUUUACCAUUUGGCAUUGCUGUCCAGACAUCGGGUGUAGAUGUAUGUGAUAGUGACCACAAAGAACUUGAAUGUGAUGAUAAUCAAACUAUAUUGAAAACAUAUAUGUUUCUUAAUCCUGAAAAUAGCACACAGUAUUUUGAUGAAUGGCAACAAUCUCAAAAAGCAUGGUGGACAAAGAUUUCAGCUUGCCCAGGACGUUUCACCCUUACUGACGUGCAUAGUCAGAACAGUUCAAGUCAAGUUCAAAUCCUUGCUGAUUUUGGAUGGGGAAAACGUGUGGUAGAAACAAUCUGUUUGAACACAUCUGGAAUGUUUGAUUCUUUGGAUUUAGAUACUAGACACAUUUUUCAACUCAAGCAAGGGCGUAAAAAAAUCUUUCCUGACAUUUUAAUUAGUUCUUUUAGUCUUGAAAAUGCUGUAAUCACUUUUUUGUGUGAUGCUUAUGAUGAAUCUACAAGUAUGAAUCUCUCAAGAAAAGUGAUGAGAUUUCAUCGAAAAAUUGCACCCUACAAAGCUAGUUUCUCCAUAUCUUCCUCUACCACAUCUACUUGCUCUGAUCUUUGUGAAUUAGCUGAAUUUUUAACAAAGCAGUUGCGAUCUGUGGGAAUCUCAACUCUCUUGUUGCCUGAUGCUUCAAAGAAGUCUCUAGAAUCACAAUUUGUUCGAAAUGAUGAGAUAGGAAUACCAUACACUGUGGUAAUGAAUGAUUCCACUCUUAAAAAUGGAAUUAUUGCUUUGAGAAGCCGUGAUACAACUUUGAAAGAGCAAGUUCAUAUAACUGAAUUAAAGAAGUACAUGCUGCAGCUGUAUAAGAACUAUUAAUGCAAGAAAUGGAAAGUGUUUUGUGACAAAAUCUUACUGAGAUUUAUGAAGAAUGGAGGAAUUUAUUGGACCAAGUAGGAGAAUCAGAAUUUUCAUUAACUGUGAGAAAAAUGAAACUAAAUUUAUCAGUGACAAAUUAAAAUAAAGAAUAGUGCGAAAGAAUGUUGGGAUUGAAUGAUUCAAAAUAAAUGUGGAGUGAAUUAAUGAUGACACAAUCCCGAGAUUUAUGGAGGAUAAACACAAUUGCCAAAACAUCCACGUUUUUUGAAAGAAAUUUCACUUUCAAUACGAGGAAUAUGGGACUAAUAAAUGAUUAUUACACAUUUUAGUGAAUGUGAAAAUUAAAUUUAAGAAGUGUUAUGAUUGUUAUAUUUUUUUUGUAUUUAUAUUCUUCAAAAUUAAAACAUAUUUCUGGAAGCGAAUGCCUUAUUAUUUUGGGUUUGCAAUUUGAUCUAUGAUCAAAUGAGUAGGAAAUCAUUAUUCUUAAUUUUCAAUGUACACCUAAUAAUUUAGGAAAUAUUUUCUCUUAACAUUUUUAAUCUCUUCAUUACUAAUCUGUAAAAUAAUUUUGUUAUUUCCUCCAAUGUGUCUAGUUCGUCUCCGUGUUAUCAAGUCCAUGCUAAAAAUAAAAUAUUUUCUAAAACUGAGAUAAUUCAAUAAAUUAAUAUAUGAAGUGGAACAAUCAAGAUAUGAAUAAAAGUCUAUCGUUUAACCCUUGCA